This is a messenger RNA of Ornithorhynchus anatinus (platypus), 1435 nucleotides long. RefSeq names its product CDP-diacylglycerol--inositol 3-phosphatidyltransferase (gene CDIPT). Gene Ontology annotation, biological process: phosphatidylinositol biosynthetic process. The record is from RefSeq and is a predicted model, not a curated record. Gene Ontology annotation, molecular function: CDP-diacylglycerol-inositol 3-phosphatidyltransferase activity. Gene Ontology annotation, cellular component: Golgi apparatus; membrane. Bases 71 to 718 code for a protein of 215 amino acids. The transcript has 6 exons. Lineage: Eukaryota; Metazoa; Chordata; Mammalia; Monotremata; Ornithorhynchidae.
CCGGUGGGCGGCGGGGGCGCGCCGGGGGCGUCCCCGCGGGCCGGAGGGCUGCGCUGCCCUCCUUGCCAAGAUGCCGGAGGAGAACAUCUUUCUCUUCGUGCCCAACCUCAUCGGCUACGCCCGGAUCGUCUUCGCCCUGGUGGCCUUCUAUUUCAUGCCCUGCUGUCCACUCACGGCCUCCUCCUUCUACCUGCUCAGUGGACUCCUGGACGCCUUCGAUGGACACGCCGCCCGAGCCCUUGACCAAGGGACACGAUUUGGGGCGAUGCUGGACAUGCUGACCGACCGUUGUGCCACUAUGUGUCUGCUGGUGAACCUGGCGCUGCUCUACCCCCGGGCAACCCUGCUUUUCCAGCUCAGCAUGAGCCUGGAUGUCGCCAGCCACUGGCUGCACCUGCACAGCUCUGUGGUCCGGGGCAGCGGCAGCCACAAGACCAUCGAUCUGACAGGAAAUCCGGUGCUGCGGCUCUACUACACCUCCCGGCCUGUGUUGUUUCUCAUGUGCGCUGGGAAUGAACUCUUCUACUGUCUGCUCUACCUACUCAAUUUCUCCGAGGGACCAACAGUGGGCCUGGGAUCAGUUGGCCUGUUCCGGGUGGGAGUGUGGCUUUCCGCGCCCAUCACCUUCCUCAAGUCCCUCAUCAGCGUUGUCCACCUGGUGACUGCUUCCCGCAACAUGGCCGCCCUGGAUGCCGCAGACCGGGCCAAGAGGAAGUAGUCCCGCGAUCCCCGCCGGAGCCCCUCUCCUGCCUCCGAGACCCCUCGGUCCCAUUCGGGCUCUUCACUGGAGUGGACUGCACAGCCCCAGUCCCUGGCGGCAGCUAGGAUGCCCUCACACCCCACCACGGUGCACUCACGUCUCACCUCGUAUGUCAUGUUCCCACCGCGGCUGCGGCCACACUCUCACCCGAAAGAUCACACCUGCCCAGGGGGAUCACACCCUUGGUCGUCACGUUUGCCAUCCUAGUUCCGUGGCUCUCGAGGAGGAGGAAGAGGAAGUCCUCUCUCUGGAUGUAGCCAUGUUCUGAAUAAUGAUGUCACACUAAAGGCAAUGGGAUCAUGACCUCUGCCCUGCCUGGGAAGGGGGUGGGCACCCAGGGCAGGACUCUGGGCCCAGGAGGAGGGAGAGAGGGAUGGGGGCCUUCAGGGCACUGAACUGGGAAGUGCCAUCACAGUUGCGGCGUAUGAAGAACCAGCACAGCCUGGCAGGAACAGAGUGGAGGCCGGGACUCCACCAGGGGUAGAAGGCACAAGCGACAUUCCUCCUUUUAAUCCUGGCCUGGAUCGCCGCCGCUGAUGUGGGAAUGAGGAAGCUUCAGCUGCUCGGUCUGGAAGGGAAAGGGAUAAUUCCCAUCCUCUGUCUUACUGUAUCUGUGUCUCAUGUCUAUCCUGGGCCCAAGGCCUUGAAAAUAAAGGCGGAAAAAGCUUCAAAAUG